This is a messenger RNA of Ictalurus punctatus (channel catfish), 7353 nucleotides long. It is a transcript of the gene rbfox3a, whose product is annotated as RNA binding fox-1 homolog 3a. Gene Ontology annotation, cellular component: nucleus; cytoplasm. The record is from RefSeq and is a predicted model, not a curated record. Gene Ontology annotation, molecular function: mRNA binding. Bases 599 to 1762 code for a protein of 387 amino acids. Gene Ontology annotation, biological process: regulation of alternative mRNA splicing, via spliceosome; nervous system development. The transcript is spliced from 16 exons. NCBI's taxonomy places the organism in Eukaryota, Metazoa, Chordata, Actinopteri, Siluriformes, Ictaluridae.
GCAGGCGCGUGUAGCUGACCACACUGUGCUCACAGCUAUGUGUGAAGACACACACAGCACGCCAAAGAAUCAGUAGCACUGAUUCUAAUGCUCGCUUUCUUCCAGGACCGAUCGCAUUGCAGACCCAUCCCACUCUCUCUCUCUUUCUCUAUCUCUCUCUCUCUCUUUCUCUCUCGAUCUUACACUCUGUUUCCCUGUAUCUCUCUCUUCCUUGUACUUGUACAAGCGUGUAGAGCUGGAAAGGAGGAAAAAAAAAACGUUCUCUCUUUUUCUCUCACUCUCUCGCUCUCACUCUCUCUUUCUCUCUAUCUUUGUGUCCUGCGGUGGGAUAAGCUGUGAGAGGAUGAGCCCCUGAUCCAGCGCUGGACCCGAAUGACCUGACAGCUCAAACUAACCUUAUCCAGUCAAGAGUUCUGCAAGCUGAAUCCCAGUUUCAGGAAGCAGUUGAGAGCAUCCAGUCUACACAACGAAACGUUUCUGAUCUGGUUGAUCAGGCACAGUUACUUGCUACGUUUAGAGUGGGGCUUCUCUCCUCAGACUCAUAGAUCUGUGUGGCGGCAGUGAGUAUUCACCACCGUUCAGCCAUAGCCUGCUGUACAUGGAGACCCCGAGCUGGGCAGAAACUAAACCAGGAAACGGGCUGUGUAAAACCGGAAACAUUGCUCUCUUUGGAAACGUAGUGUACAGUGGGCUGCUGAACGAUCACUUCUGGCAUUUUGGGGUUCCCCUUGUCACAAGACUGGGUAACCAGGAGGCACCAGCCCCUCCAGAGGCCAUGGCUCAGCCAUAUGCCCCGGCGCAAUACCCUCCUCCACCACCUCAGAACGGGCUGCCCGGGGAGUAUGCCCACCCCGGGCAGGAGUACACAGGGCCGAACCCGGUGCCCGAGCAUGCGGCUGCCCUCACCAUCUAUACAACCACACAGACACACAGUGAUCCAACUGGUACUGAGAACAGCACGUCUUCACUCACAGCACCCAGCAACGUACCACAGGCAGAUGAGGUGGCACAGACAGAGGUCUCCCAGCAGCUCCAGCUCCAGCCCUCAGACUCUUCGGAGAAGCAGCAGCCCAAGCGGUUACACGUCUCCAACAUUCCAUUCCGUUUCCGUGACCCGGACCUGCGACAAAUGUUUGGGCAAUUUGGGAAAAUUUUAGAUGUGGAAAUUAUUUUUAACGAGCGGGGCUCUAAGGGCUUUGGUUUUGUAACUUUUGAAACAAGUGCAGAUGCAGACCGUGCAAGGGAGAAACUAAAUGGUACAAUCGUAGAGGGACGGAAAAUUGAGGUAAAUAAUGCAACAGCACGAGUAAUGACAAACAAAAAAGUGGCUAACCCCUACACAAACGGCUGGAAGCUGAAUCCAGUGGUGGGAGCUGUCUAUGGUCCUGAAUUUUAUGCAGUUACUGGCUUCCCAUACCCAACUACAGGGGCAACCGUGGCAUAUAGAGGUGCCCACUUGAGGGGCCGGGGUCGUGCAGUCUACAACACGUUCCGUGCCGCACCUCCACCUCCUCCCAUCCCUGCUUACGGAGCUGUGGUUUACCAAGAUGGCUUCUAUGGUGCCGAGAUCUAUGGUGGCUAUGCUGCAUAUAGGUAUGCCCAACCAGCCGCAGCAGCUGCAGCAGCUUACAGCGACAGCUAUGGCAGAGUCUAUGCAACAGCAGACCCUUAUCACCACACGAUUGGACCUGCAGCCACAUACAGUGUGGGCACUAUGGCUAGCCUUUACAGAGGAGGGUACAGUCGCUUCACUCCAUACUAAAGACAGAAAAUUCAUCCCCAGACAAAACAAAAAGCAAACAAAAAUGCAAACAACCCACCUUCUCCUUUCCUGGGAAACUAAAUAGAACAAAAUGCUUCCAGGUUACCACCGAGCCCACGUUGCACACCCUUUCAAGUCCAACCUCUUAACAUUUGUGCAAUUUUCUCAUGUUUUCUCCGGUGUGUGUGUGUGUGUGUGUGUGUGUGUGUGUGUGUGUGUGUGUGUGUGUGUGUGUGUGUGUGUGUGUGUGUGUGUGUGUGUGUGUGUGUGUGUGUGUCACUGUUGUAUUGAUUUGGAAUCUGUUUUGUUUGUAUUGAAAUGUGUGGGCCAAGACAGGAGGGGCUGAAUGACAGCUUGUGGGGAGGAGAGGUGCUGUUCAAUGAGCUUUCUCAUUUAGUCUGGCCUUAGAUUUAUGGGCAUGAGCUCAGCUGAUUUAUGUUAUGAGGGAGUGAAGGGAGAGGGCCUCGCACUUUAUGUGUAUUACUCAGUGGCACUGCACUAAGCAACAUGUGCAAAGCAACUAUCCAGCCAGAAACACAAGCAUACUUAAUGAAUAUUGUACAUCUGUUAUAAUAUUUCAAUUUCUGUUUUACUUAAAAACUUGCUCACUGGCCCAGCUCUCUCUUCACCUUCCAGAAACCAAUGCAAUGUCUUCAUGCCAGUUUUAUCAUUUUUAUUAAACCCUUAUUCACAAACCCAUGUUAAUGUUAAUGUAAAGUAAGAUAUAAUUUACUGUUCACCCAAAUGUAUUCCAUUGCUACAGACCAGCAUAAUAUUUAAAGAAGUCGUAAAUGCAAUUAAUGUAGUUUCUCUUUUUUUAGGUUUUUUUUUCAUCUUUCAUGAAAUAUGCUGACAUUCUCAAGUGACUGACAAUAAAACAUUUUCUAAGCAUAUAUAAAUAAGAAACAUAAACUUUACCAUAAUUACAUUCAAAUCUAAAUAGAAAAAACAGUACUCUAUAAAAUCCCUUUUAGCGGAACAGAGCUAUUAUAUUCAAGUGCUCUGAGCAAGACUUCCCAGUACGAGUGUGCACUUAAUCACAGCUAUUAUCUCCAGCUCUUAUAUCAUUCUGUAAAUAAACAUAGAGUAUUAAUAUCACAAAGGGAGAGCGCUUUGGUACUACAUGGUCUGUUGCACCCUCUAGCUGAUAAAAUCUUGAAAUCCCGCUGCAGCUUAAAUGAAGACAGUGAAGGCAGAGCGGUGUGCUGUUGAAAUAUUCAUUGCUGUUGUGGCACACACUUCUUCUUAAAGGUCACUCUUGCAGUGAGAUGCUGAAAUACAAUCACGAGAUAAAACUGUUAAAAAAAAAAAAAAGGCAAAAAGUGCCAAGUAAGUUUAAAAUGAAAAACAAGGAGGCUUCCGUUUCCCUUGAGAUUGUGCACAUUUUGCAGAGAUGAAGCACCAUAGGGUAGUGAGCAACAUGCUCAGAUAUUGAUUUGCUGUUGAGGUACUUGUUAAGCGCUUGGUGUGUCCCACCAAGUCAUAUAUUUCUGGAACAUUAUUAGCUGGCCAAAAAUGUAUAGGUGGCUUCAGAACCCUUAAUAAGACAGCAAAGAUUUAAGAGUUCUUUCAAAGAGGAAGGGAGAGUGAGAUGAACGGGCCGGGUUUUAAGAAAAUCAAUCGAACCUUAUCAGACAUGGUCUGUACCUCCUCUCAGGUAAGAUCCAUAUGUUAACCAUGUCACACUAUCCUAGAUUGAAUCACCCCAAGAGAGUGGUUGUUACCUUUGAAAGGUAUUAAGUCUGCUUUCAUGAUUUUACAUGUGCAUAGCCCUAAAUAUGUGUAUAUUCUAGAGUUCUAGUAGUGUUUCGCAUGGAUUAUACCAUUUUUCCUCCCAGUGGAGAAGUGCACAGAUGAGAAGCUCUCUCAAGGUGACACUAUGCUCAGACCCAGCACUUUGUAGAAAGCCAGUGAUAAGACAAGCUAGACCUUUAGAGAACAUACUGUGAGAGAGAGUGUGUAAGAGAGAGAAAGAGUGGGAGAAGCCAAUAAUCCUUUCUGUGAAAUAGGGCCUCUCUCGUUUCCAAGUUGUUCAGGGCGUUGAUCAUGUCCCUGAGGCUCAGAAGCAGCUCACAUCCCCAUACACUGACACACACCCUGCCCAGUAAAUAGCUGCCUGCUCACUUCAAAUGGAAUAGAAAGGUGGGAGUUAUAGAAGAAAGGGAGAAAAGAUUCAGGACGGAGGGGCAGCAUCCAAAGCAAUUUACUCCACAGAUUAAAGAUAACACCAUUGAGUCAAUAACCACUGAUCUCAUUUGAAGAUACACCAGGCUUACUCUGCGCAUAGCGCUGCUGUUCGGCUCGUUCUAUUACCAUAGCAGUUGUGGCUUCAGACACACCAUUCUCCUACUAGACUGAAAUCACACACACCCCAUUGUAAUACAAUGAUUGGAUGCAGUGGUUCCCCCUCUUUGAAGAAAAAAGUCUACCAUGCAACAUAAUAUUUCACUUAAAUAAGUGUCCUCUUCACAGCCACCACCACCUCUCCAAAUCUAUGAGCUUUGCCUUCUUCUUUAAAGAUGAUUUUUGUUGUUGUUGUUGUUGUUUUGAUAAAAAAGAAAGAAAGAAAGAAAGAAAGAAAGAAAGAAAGAAAGUUUGCAGCUGAGCCCAACCCUUUCCUUACUACCAUGAUGCUAUUUAAAUAUUUAAUCCGUUUCUUAUGAACACUGCUAAGAUAAUGGUGGUAACAUCAAGUACAAUUAUUAACACAUUUAUCAUUGUUAAAUGUUAUUUUAAAAAUACCGAUACAUCAACAAAAUCAUUGUACAGUAAAAAAAAAUAAAAGAGCUGAAGUCUAAUUCAAAGACCAGGCAUUUUCAAUUUUGACACAGUAGACAUCAGUUUUAUUUGCUUUAUAAUAGAAUAAAUGCUUUUUUUUUUUUGGUGGUACCUCAAUACACAGUGCCUCCAAGCUGAAAAUGUUUCUAUCCUUUCUUAGAUAACAACCAACCUCUUUCUCUGUGGGAAUGGAAUACAAGGCUAGUGCUACCAAAAUGAAUGCUAACAUAAGCUGUAAAUAACACUGAAAUAUGUUCUACAUCCAUGCUUGCACUUUAUCAGUUUUAAACAGUUUCUUCUUCUUGUUGUUGUAGUUUUUUUUUAUUCCUCUAUGUACAUAUCCAUUUUUCUAACAAGGUCAAGACUAAAUUGAUAAGAAAAUGUAUACUUGUGUGUAACAAUAGAUGUAUUAGCAUAUUUAAGAAAGCAUAACUUUGCUGUAGUACUUCAAACUUAGAGAAACAAAGCAAACAAUGUAUUCUUCCUUUUAUAAAAUAAUAUUAUAAGCCUACAGAAAUUCCAUUGUGGAUUUUUAUAUAACUAUGUAAAAUGUUAAAUCAUAUUUCUUUAUACUUUUUUUUGAAAAGAAAAGAGAACUGAUAAUGUCUAAAUGUGUUAUAGUAAUAACUCUGUGCUGUGCAGUUGGGCUAUUUAAAUGUGUUUAUAUGAUGUUUUCAAACAACUUGAAGGUAUUAAAGCUGCCCUCUGACAUUGGUUUCAUUUUCAUUUCAAUUAAAGAUAGAUUUAAGAGACUACACUGUCAUUUUACCAACAAUAUCACAAAAUAACAGAAGUUACAUUUUUCUCAUAUAAUAAAGUCUUGCGUGUGUAAAAGCACAUUCAAAUUUGAUAAGCCAAAAACAAAUUAUGCACUCUAACAGGAUCUACAAAGAAUGGUGUCUUUUCAGUAGACACCAUUCUUGGGCCUAGUAGUAUGUCUUGUUCGUUGUGUGCAUUUUAUUUAAUAAGCAUGCUAUUUGGGGUUUUCCUACUUAAGGUGCAAAAUGCAAAUCAAUUAAUUUGGCAGCAACACUGUAAUUUACCAACCCUGAAAGUCACUUCAGGAAUGGCGAAUGAACAGAUUGAUAUGUCCAGAGGGCAUGGGGCAUUAAUAUUUCAAAAGUCUGUUUCCGCCAACUGAAAACAAGAUUAUGUUAUUUAUUAAGUCUUAAUAAUUAGCUGUAAAUUAUGUCUUAGAUACCUUGAAUUAUGACUUUUUAUUUCCUUAUUUCUGUGGUAUUAUUAAGUUUAUUAUAUAUUUACUGCGUAUUCAUACCUCACAUACAAACAACAUUUAAACAAAGCCUCCUAUGCCAACAGCAUCUAAAAAGUUUGCUUUCACAAAUACCUUAUUAAGAUAAUCCAUACUUACUGUAUGUCUACACACCUUUAUUCAUUUAUUCAUAACAUAUUUUAAUAUGUUUGGGUUUUUUACCUGUCUCACUUGUGUUUAGUCGGCACUAUACUUGAGUUUCCAUUCAGUUUACUCUUCUGGGAAUCUUUUGGAGAUCCAUAUUCACUGCAGCUGCCAGGAAUAUUUAGCACACGCAAGAAACCUCAUUUACAUAAUGUUUCCUCCCCCUACUUUGCAUAUGAUGUAACUCACACAAUUAUUCUUUGUAAAUCACCCGAAACACACCCACUAACUGCAUGCACAAUUUACCCUACUGCACACACAAAUGAGUGCUCGUUAUUUUGGAUUUUAGUCAAUCAGAGCCCAAAUUUUUAACAUUCAAACCAUUCCAAAUUGUAUGUUACUUUCCACUAGUUCAUUUCCAGAAUCCUUCCGAUACAUAACUAUGCAGAAAUGUACAAAACCUCCAUUUUGAUUUCAGUGGUUCUUACUAAAAACACUCAUUUUCAGUAUAGGCAUUUUGUCUAUAUUAAACAGAAUUAUAUGCAUCAUACUGUAUUAUUACUCAAUUAUAACUCCAUUAGCCAUUUGUGUGAUCCAGUAUUUAGAGUGUGAGGCUAAAUAGCGCUGAAAAAGAGAUGAGUGCUUAGAGGACAGUUUGCUGGCAUCAAAAUGAAUGUGUGAGCUUGCAGAUUGUCAUGAUGGAAGUCUUCAUUUUGCACGGAUGCUGCAGUGAGCCAUUAAAAGAUUGCCCUUCUAAUUGGCUCUGUUAAUGCAGUCAUUUGUAAGAUGGCACCAUGGGCCAAGGGCCAGUAGAAAAUGGCAGCAUCAUUUCUGUAAUCUCUUUUUUUUUAAUUAUGGUGACAAAAGUUAGUCACCAGUUUCAGUAAAGAUUAGCAAAGAUCAUUUGAGGGCUGCAAUUUGCCUGAAAUGUUUUGCAACGCAAUAAUAUAGUGAAAGUAUAUGGAUUGAUACCAUAUAGAAAUGUUGGCAUUAGAAAUGGCAAUAGAAAAGUUACAGCCACAUUUGUACACCUCAGAUAUGUGAAGCAAACAUGUAUUUGUAUUGCUGCUACAUACAGACUAUGUCAUUGAUGCACUUUUAAUUUAGUUAUGCAAAUGCAGAGUGAUUUUAAUUUUUAAUGUUUUUUUUUUCUUUCAUUUCAUCUUCUGCCAGGGGAUUUUUUUGUAAACGUUUUUAAAAAAUAAACAACAUAGGUACUUGUAUAACUAUAUUACACUAUUGGAUCCUCUUUUAUAUGUAUAAUCUGUCACCUGUGUAUUUGCUGCUUAGCUCAUGUGCAAUGUGCACUGGACAUUUUGAAUGUUUCAGAUCAUACUGUGUGUUGAAAACAUUGACUGAUCGUAAGAUUUUACACAUAUCUGUUGGUUAUGGACUCUGAAGAUUCUGUAGUUAUAGUUCUGUACACUUCUGUACAGUAUAGUAUUGUAAAGAUAUG